Molecule: messenger RNA, 1281 nt
Organism: Parascedosporium putredinis
Lineage: Eukaryota; Fungi; Ascomycota; Sordariomycetes; Microascales; Microascaceae
Source: the annotation of a GenBank genome assembly
AUGCCCUCCGAACGCCGCCAACCCCCUCAGGUCACGCUCCGCCAAGGCGUGUACCGGGGCAAAUACCUCGCGUCGACGAGGAUCCGGCCGAAAGCCCUCGACGUCUUCCUCGGCAUCCCGUACGCGCAAGAGCGGGCAGGAGGGAUCAAGUUGCCGGUGCUGGUGUACGUGCACGGCGGGGCGUUCAACAUGGGGUUCGGGGCGGACAGGGACCUCGCGUCGUUUGUGGCGCACGCGAAGCGGGACGUGGUGGCCGUGAGUUUCAACUAUAGGCUCGGGGUCCUCGGGUUCCUGGCGGCGGCGGAUGGGCCGGACGGCGCGCGGGGGCUCAACUUGGGGUUGCGGGAUCAGAGGGUGGCGAUGGAGUGGCUCGGCCACCACAUCCUCAGCUACCCGCCCAAUUCCGCCCCUUCCAGCGCGCCAUCCUCGAAUCCGGCUCCGCCACCUCCCGCGCCAUCUGGCACCCUUCCCACCCGCGCCAAACGACGCAACUCGCCGAAUUCCUUGCCGCCGCCGGCGUCCCCCGACACCGCAGAGGACCCUUUCCCCGCCCUCCGCGCCCUCUCCGUCGCCGACCUCACCACCGCCGCCGCCCGCGUAUGGCGCCGCUACGCCGACUCCGUCCGCUGGCCCUUCCAACCCGUCAUCGACGGCGCCGACAUCGUUCCCGACCGACCCCUCGCCCUCUGGGACGCCGCGACCCAGUUCUCGCCCAACAUCCCCAUCAUCACCGGCUUCUGCUCCCACGAAGGCACCGCCUUCCCCGCCGACCUCGACCGCCUCGACGCCCUCUACCCCCUCCACGACCCGGACGCCGACCCAGACUGCCCCCGCACCCCCGCCGACCGCGGCCCGCACUGGGCGCGCCUCCAGGCCGCCUACGCCCACUACGCCUACAUCGCCCCCGUCCUCUACACCGCCCACCGCCUCUCCCUCCUCCCCGCCCCACCCCCGUUUACGUCUACGACCCCAUCGGGGCUCGUCGACGUGUCCACACGCAUGCACGCUUGGUUCGCCGACUUUGUUUCCGCUGACCCGGCCCCCGUCCUGGACGGUUGGCCCGUCUUCCAGUGCCCGCUCCGCGGCGGGCCCGAGGCCGCCAAGAUCAUGGUGUUUGGGCGCGGAAAUGACGAGCGUAUCCCUCCAGAAGACGGAGGCCGGGGUUCCACGGGCGUGUCCGCCGAGGUGAGGACCAUGACCGCGCGAGAGGUCGAGCAGAUCAAGUUUUGGUGGGAUAGGACCGCCCUGAGCCAAGGUUUUGGAGAGCGGGAUCCCGCCUAG